Molecule: messenger RNA, 3834 nt
Organism: Vitrella brassicaformis
Lineage: Eukaryota; Vitrellaceae
Source: the annotation of a GenBank genome assembly
CGGAGAAACUGAUCAGGACACACAGAAACAGACGACCCUACUCUGCCCUGAGCACCUUACACUGAGAUCUGCUUCUCUGUUUCUUCUUUGCUGCUCUCGAGCCACUGGUGACCUUGCUUGAUUUUGCGACUCGAAUUGCACAGUCAUGUACGGCACGGUGCUCUUAUGCGCUCAGAACAUGGUGCGAAGACGGAACACAACACAAUACAUACACACAGGGCAGAAAUGACUGUCUGUGUCAUGACGUGUGUGGUGCAGGCUGUGAGCGGCGCGAAUCAGGUGCUGCUCAACAUCGUGGAGGGCGGCCUCUUCCAGGGACAGAUACUCCUGCUGUCGCCAUCCAGAGGGGUGGGCAACCACAUUGCAACUCUCAUUGACUAAUGACCGAUGAGUGUGUCUGACUGUGUGACAGCCAUUUGAGGAGUUCUUCAACAAGCAUGGUGUCGGUGUGGUCAUCGGCACACUCGACACCGUCCUGCAGAAAGCGAGAGAUAUCAGAUAUGCCGUACGAAUGCACUCAUUGAGACGGCGUGGCCCAUUCACUCACUUCAGUUUCGGCCGCCGUCCGCCCGUGUGUGUGCGUGAAUGAUUAGGUGUGCAACACGAUCAUGACUGCCCACAUCGUGUGUCGGCUGGCGGACCUCAACAUCCCUCACUUCUGGAUACUGCACGAGUGGUGGCCCCUCGAUGACAUGUACACGCACACACACGACACAAGCAGGAGAGAAGGCCAUCAAAACACACGUUCUCCUUGCCGCUGUCAGGUUGCCCGAUGAGCUUGCGAAGCGGAAUGUGAAGUUCAUGGACACCAAGACGGUGCGGCAGGCCUUCAAGGUCUGCAACUGUGUGGUCAACGUGUCGCACAACCAGAGGGCCAUGUACGGGCUCAAAGACGCCGACAACGCCGACGUGGUGCAUGUCGGGGUGCCGCCGCCCAACGACGCGACGAGCUUUGUGGAGGCCAAGCUGUCGACGGCAGGCAACAAGGAGGAGAUGAUCAUACUCGUACAAAACCCAUCCACACAGACGUGCUGCCUCAAUGUGACUUCCCUCUGUGUGUGUUGUGCUUGUGUGUGUAGGUGUUGGGCAUCGUGUGUCCGCGGAAGAAUCAGCACACGGCCGUGCGCAUAUUCAAGAAACUCGCCGGCGACAGGAAGGUCAGCCAAGCAGCAGGCCAGCUGCACGUGCCUCGAGUAUGCACACGUGUUUGUGUUUGUGUGUGGUGUGGUCAGGAUGUGCGUCUGGUGAUAGUGGGUGCCCGUUACAUCCGGGACUAUGAGAUCGAGUACGUCGAGCAAGUCAAACAGGAGAUUGGAGGUCCGCACACAAAUGACACAAAAUGAUACACACAACUGACCACGAGUCUGUGUCUGUGUCUGUGUCGUGUACGUGUCAGACGACAGCCGCAUUGAGCUGCACGAGGUCACCAAGGAGCCUGACAGGUAUCCACACACACUCACAUCGCCUCCCGCCACCUCCCCGGCCAUUUACUUGUCCAUCCGCCAUACAUGCAGGUUUUAUCGCCGAGCCGACGUGUUGCUGGUGACGUCACUCAACGAGGUGACGCCCAUGGUCAUCCCCGAGGCCAUGAUGCGCGGCCUGCCAGUCGUCACGACCGACAUCGCCGGCAUCCCAGAGAUGCUCACACACGGCACUCACGGAUUCGUAUACCCACCGGAGCAAGAGGACUCCUUUGUCGAGGUGCGUGCCUUUGUCUGUCAGGCCGCCGUGUGAUCUCUCUUUCUCACGUGUGUCUUUCUGUUUGCACCACCAUGUAGGCGUUGUCAAAGCUGGUGGAUGACCCGCAGCUGCGGGCAGACAUGGGCAAGGUAUGCAGGAACGGAUUGAGAUAGCAAGUAGACCGCACCAUGAGUGUGCUGUGCUGUGUUGCGUCGUGUUUUGUUGGUUGGUCCAGCGUGCGUCGGAGCAUGCGAUGGCCACUUUUGCGCUGAGCGUCAUGACGUUUAAGUACUGCAAAAUCGCCCUUUCCAUCUCGCCAACCAUCAUACUCAUCGACAUGGACGGUAUACAGGCAGCCAGACAGGCAGGCAGGCAGGCAGGAAGCAACCACAUCGAGACACAGAGACACAUUUGUGCUGUGCUGUGUGGGCAUGUCAGGAACAUUGGUUGACUGGGACGCCGGAUUCUAUGCGCAUUGGAAGGACCGUUCGAGUGUGGACCGGACGGUGUCAUACGCGAUGGAGGAGUGCGUCCCCAAGAACUACAGACAGGAGGCCAUGGACAUCUUCCACUCAAAGGGCUUCUUCCUCAACCUCCCUGUACGCACCCCUCUCCUCCAUUCAAAGCAAUCAAACAGCGUCCAUCCAUCCAUCCAUCCAUAUCUAUCUCUGUGUGCAGCCGUACCCUGGUGCGAUUGAGGCGUUGAAGGCGAUGACGGCCGCGGGUUAUGAGGUGUGGAUAGCCACCAGCCCCAUCAAGACCAGCCACUACUGCGCCCAGGAGAAGCUCGAGUGGGUCCUGAAACACCUCGGCCAAGAGUGGAUCGCCAAAACCAUACUCACACAGGUAUGGUAGGCUCCUACAUAGGGCACCCGCCACGUGCCGCGUGCGCACAGCACGUGGUGUUGUGUGUCGGUUUCUUUCUCUCUCUGUCAGGACAAGACGGUGUUGCGUGGUGACUUCCUGAUCGACGACAAGCCUUUCAUCAAGGGGGCACAGCAGGCACACUCAUGGCAUCAGGUACGCACAAUCAGCACACACACUCACACACACACACGCACACGUCUUCUCACCUCCACCUCUGCUCUGUCCUCCCCUCCUCCCUCCCCUCCUCCCUCCUGUCUGUCUGUGUCUGUCAGAUCAUAUUCGACCAGCCGUACAACGGGCAUCGGGGCGACCUGAGCCGCAUGUACCGGUGGACAGAGUGGCAGGAGGUGCUGGACGAGGCACUCAGCCAAGUGGCACACCUCGACGACGUCCCCUCCUCACCACCCAAGUCACCCCUCUCGCCCUUCUCACCCGACGCACUGGUCAGAUGAGUGGAUCGAUGGACGGAUGGGUGUGGCGGAUGGCUUCAUCUGUUAUGCUGUGCUGUGCUGUGCUGGUAAUCGACAGAAGUGGCAGAAGUUCAAGGAGGAGGUCGACGCGCUGCCCGACUUCUCGUCAUACCUCAAGGGGGUUGAUGAGUGGAGGAAAGACUACACGUCAUGGAGGACCGGUACGGUGGACACACACACACGGCAAGACCGGUGUGUGUAUGGUGCGUGAAUGUGUGUGUGGUUGAAUGGCUGCAGGCAAGGGCCAGGGCGCCAAGGGUGACGUGCGCGAUGUGCUCAAGUCGAUUGAGAACAUCAAGCGCGAGAUGGCCCUGCUCAACAUGGACGAGACGCAGGGAGACCCCGCAGAAAUGCACAUCUUCAGGAAAGGUAAAGACGUCCACACAUCCAGAGAGAACAAGACACCCACCACACACACACAGGUGCAUCCAUGAUGGUCACGAUUGUGUGUUGGUCAUUUUUGAUAGGCUACACGCAAUGGAGGCGGGGCAGCCCUUCCGGUGCUCGCGGCGGGCCACUGGGCUAGCUACACAGACCUGCACAUCUGCCACAUACAAUGGUUUCAUUUUCUCGUCGACGCAUCCAUCACUUUCUCUGUCUCUGUGUGCCGGCGGCCGAGUAGACACAGAGAGCCUCGAUCACACUGCAUUCGGUGGGAUGUCUGGCGGUUUUGGACUGACCUGACUCGUCGUGUCGUGUCUGUCUGUGUCUGUGUCGUGUGUGUCGUGCAUGUUGGAUGGAUGAAGGAUUUUUGAUGCCCUGCUGAGCUAGACAUGGAGAGACGGCGGGGGCCUGCAUGUGCGUGUUUUGUUCAUCG